AAAUGUUGAGUUGUUUACGUAGGCCAUGAAUUAAAAAAGAAGAAGAAGAAAAGUUGUUUACGAUUGAAAUAUAUUAUGAAAUAAUCAAUGAAUUUAAUGAUGACGGAGUCUACGCCUUUUUUCGUUGAUCGAGCAAAAACAGGUAGAGCUUCAUGCAAGGGCUGCAAAAGCAAUUGUCUUACUGGAGAACUGCGUUUAGCUAAAGUGGUAGCUAGUCCAUAUGGCGAGAACCAACAAAUGAAAUCAUGGUACCACGUCGAUUGUUUUCUCAAUGUCCUUCUCAAACAACGUCCAACUACAAAAAGGAUUGAUUCAAUUAAUGAUAUCGGUAAUUGGCAAAGUCUGAGCAAAGAAGACCAUGAAUUUUUAAUAAGCAAAUUCAAUGAAAUGGAAAAACUUUAUGCUGAAAAAAAUGUUGGUAAAUACACUGCUAAAGUUAUUAAAAAUGUUUCUACAUCGACAAAUACAUCAUCUACAGUCAGUCCGUCAAAAACGACAAAAGGCAAUAAAAAUAUUAGUGAUGCCAUUGUGUCAGAUGACAACAUGUUUAAGACAUUUUUUAGUUUGUGUAAAAAGAUAUCAAGAGUCGAUGCAUAUACAGAGAAAACAGCUACAGUUAAUAAUUUCUUUCGUAAUGGUGCUGAUGGUAACUCAUUUAAUGGUGACAUAGGAUUAUGGUGUAAACUGUUACUACCACAAGUAUCAAAAAGAGUUUACAACUUAAAGAGUAAACAAUUGGUGAAACUAUUUUCUAGGAUAUUUAAUAUUGAGCAUGAUGACAUGCUUACGGAUCUGGAGCAAGGUGAUGUUGCCCAGACUAUUAAGGAUAACUUCACAAAGUCUAGAACAGUAAAAGCUGCUUUAGAGAGUACUCUUACAAUACAAGAAGUUGAAAACUUUCUUGAAGAAUUGUCAAAGUUGACAAAAGAGGAAGAACAGAUUUACCAUUUCAAAAAAAUUAUCAAAAAAUGUACUACCGAUGAUAUACUGAUGCUCAUUAGGUUGAUCAAAGGUGAUUUAAGAAUAAAUGCUGGUCCAAAACACAUAUUGGAAGGUGUGCACCCUGAUGCAUAUACAGCAUUUCAAACAUCUCGAGAUUUGGACAUGGUUCUAGAUCGAGUGUUAUCCAAAACCUCCACAAUUAAACAUAAAGAUGCUAUGCAAACAAGUGUUCAAGCAAAAUUAGUGUUAAUGACACCUGUGCUGCCGAUGUUAGCGGAAGCUUGCAAGUCCGUCGAGAUGGCCAUGAAAAAAUGUCCAAAUGGAAUGUUCUCGGAAAUUAAAUAUGACGGUGAAAGAGUACAAGUGCACAAGAAAGGUAAUGAAUUCAAAUAUUUUUCUCGAGCAUUAAAGCCCGUGAUGGCACAUAAAGUAAGUCACUUCAAAGAUUACUUGCCUAGAGCAUUUCCAGAAGCUGUAGAUAUGGUAUUAGAUGCAGAAGUUUUGAUGGUGGAUGUAAAUACAGGUAAACCUUUACCAUUUGGUACAUUGGGUAUACAUAAACAAUCAGCAUUCAAGGAUGCUCAAGUCUGUUUGUAUGUAUUUGACUGUUUAUAUUACAACGGUAAAGUAUUAAUGGACCUUCCUAUAAAAAAGAGGAGGCAGAUACUGCAUGAUCACAUGGUUGAAGUGGAAAAUCAUGUAAUGUUUUCUGAACAGCAAUUAAUAAGAAAGCCAGCAGAUUUAGCAAUGAUGAUAGCAAAAGUUUUAAAAUUAGGAUUAGAAGGCCUUGUAUUGAAAGAUUUGGAGUCGACAUAUGAGCCAGGGAAAAGACAUUGGCUAAAAGUAAAAAAGGAUUAUUUAUUUGAUGGGGCUAUGGCUGACACUGCAGAUUUGAUAGUUUUAGGAGCAUGGUUUGGUACUGGUAAAAAAGGUGGGAUGAUGUCUGUAUUUUUGAUGGGUUGUCUAGAUCAAAGGCGAAACAAAUGGGUUACCGUAACAAAGGUUCACACAGGACACGACGACAGCACUCUGGAAAGGUUACAAAAAGAACUGGGACCACUCAUGUUAAAAAUUUCACAGGACUAUAAUAAAAUACCAUUAUGGUUGGAUUGCAAUAAGGGAAUGGUACCAGAUUUUGUAGCUUUAGACCCAAAGAAUCAACCGGUUUGGGAAAUAACAGGAACUGAAUUGACUAAGGCUGGCUUGCAUACAGCCGAUGGAAUUUCAGUACGAUUUCCAAGAGUAACAAGGAUAAGACAUGACAAAAAUUGGGAAAGUGCCACCAACUUGGAAGAACUCAAACAUUUGUAUAAAACUUCUAAAGAAAAGACAGACGUUACUCUCUUAAAUAAAUUGGCUGAAACUAUAUCUGAUUCUGAUGAAUCUCCUAAAAAGAAGACAAAGGUUAGUCCUAAGAAUACAAUAGAUCGUUAUGUAAAAAAAGAUUCAAAUCAGGAUAUAAAACCUGGAAUAAAACGUGAAAGGAAGAGUGAUAGUAUUAAUAAUGAUGAUGAAUCGCCAAGAAAGAAAAUGAAGGGAAGUCCAAAAAAUGAACUUAAUAGAAAUAUCAAACAGGAACAAUCAUUAAAGGUUGACAAUGACACAGAGUCUGAAGAUUUAAAUGAUUCAUCAUAUCCAGAAAAUCCUUUACCUGAUGCCUUCAAAGAUAAGAGGUUAGGUUUCUACCCUGACUUUAUAAGUUUUUCAGAAGAUGAGAGAAGACAUUUCGAAAGACAUUGGAUUGCAUAUGGAGGUAUAGUUAACAAAGCUUUGAAAUACAUUGAUGUUGAUUAUUUAGUACACAAUGAAAAUGUUAUAAAACUAAAUCGGAUGCAAAAAUUGAAACGUAAACUGUCUGACAAUGUUAAGCAUGUUAAUAAAUAUUGGUUAAUAAAAUGUAUUAAUGAUGUUAAAAUUUGUGAUACUUCAAAGUAUCCUGUGUAUGUUGAACCAUGAAUUACAGUAUAUUUAUUAUGAAAUAAUUUGUACCAAUUUAAUUAUUUUUAAUGGUCCUACCUUUUUAUUAUGUGGAAUACUAUUUCUAUUUGUUCUCUUUAAUAAUCAUUUUUGACUUGUAAUCGUUGUUAUUAUUUAGUGUUUUAA
Messenger RNA from Diatraea saccharalis (sugarcane borer), 3045 nucleotides. The record is from the annotation of a GenBank genome assembly. Lineage: Eukaryota; Metazoa; Arthropoda; Insecta; Lepidoptera; Crambidae.